Messenger RNA from Orbilia oligospora ATCC 24927, 2463 nucleotides. RefSeq lists its product as uncharacterized. The record is from RefSeq and is a predicted model, not a curated record. Gene Ontology annotation, molecular function: oxidoreductase activity. Lineage: Eukaryota; Fungi; Ascomycota; Orbiliomycetes; Orbiliales; Orbiliaceae. The transcript is spliced from 3 exons. Bases 1 to 2463 code for a protein of 820 amino acids.
AUGGUUCGCAUAUCGACACUCAUUUCUGCUGUGGCAGUCGGAUUCAGCUAUAUCGACGCUUUACCGACAAACCCUUUCGGGCUUUCCGGACUCGGAGGAGGUGUUAGAGGAGAGAUUGCUAAGAGAGAAGUUGUACUAUCGACAAUACCAGACGGUAUCAAAGCGGUCACCGGCAAUGGACCUGUCCCUGUCCGAUUGGACUUCAAAGAAUUCAUCAAGGAUGAUACUCGAAGAAACCUUUACAUUUUGGCGCUUGACAGAAUGAUGCGAAAAUCCCAAUCAGAUCCAACUUCGCAUUACCAGGUUGCCGGUAUUCACGGACGACCAUAUGUUGCCUGGGACGGGGUCAGAGGUGGAAACAAUGACGGUGGAUACUGCACACACGCCGACAUCAUGUUCCUUACUUGGCAUAGGCCUUAUCUCGCACUCUACGAAGGUAUUCUGUACGCAGAAGUUCAAAAGAUUGCCAAAGAGUUCAGAGCCGGAACAGAAGACUCGACAAAGGCCUUGGCUGUCGCUCAAGAUUGGAGAAUGCCAUACUGGGAUUGGGCUUCUGAUGCUACUAUCCCAGAACUCAUUGGAAAUACUCCUCGUGUCACUGUUCGACAGACAAAUGGACAAGAUCAAACAAUCGAUAAUCCAUUGUACAGCUACAAGUAUAAUUUCACAAAUGCCAGGACCCAGCAGAAUGAAUUACCCAGUCAGCCAUUUAACUCUGCAAGACAGACUACCCGUGUCUCAAUUAAUACUUUGAAUGCACAGCUUGCCAACAUUGGUAGCAAUCUUAGAGAUCGUGUGUUCAACUUGUUGGCAGAUACCGGUUAUGCCAACUUUGCUAGGUUCUCCAACAAAGGAACAACCACAGCUGUGAACGGCAAGGUCGACUCUUUAGAAUCCGUUCACGAUGUCAUUCACGCCACUGUCGGCGGUGGAUCUGGAGAAAUGGGCUGGGUAGACUAUGCUGCUCAUGACCCAUUGUUCUUCUUGCAUCACACCAACAUCGACAGACUAUUCGCCAUGUGGCAAGCGGUUAACACGAACAAUCCAAAUGCAUACAUUAAGCCGAAUGACCCGUAUACCAGCACCUAUGGAACUUUCGCCAUCCAGCGUGGUUCUAAACUCAAUUCUACCGCCCCACUCCCACCUUUCCGCAAAGCUAGUGGCAAUAACUUCUACAAUUCCGAUGAUGUCAAGUCGACCAAGUCUUUUGGAUAUGCUUACCCAGAAACCAUUGACUGGGAUAAAAGCCCUAGUGACUUUAUUAAAUGGGCCGCGGAACAAGUGAAUUUCAAGUACGGCCAAGGCGCCCCACCUGGUGUCCUCACAUCCAUUUCUUCUGCCACAAAUAGCAUGUCGAGAACCUCUAGCAGGACCACUACCACCUCGAGCCGUGUUUCUACUACUUCUUCCCGAACCACCACAACUAGCGCACGACCCUCCACUACCAGUUCUACCAGGCCAAGCACUACUCCUGUUAGGACUACUACUUCUGCUCGUCCUACUACUACUUCCGCUCGUCCUACUACUACUUCCGCUCGCCCCACUACCACACCCUCCACCACCCCUGCUAGACCGGUUUCUUCUACUACCACCGUUCGUACUACUUCCGCAGCCCCACCUGUACCCCAAGUCCCAACCACCACUAGCAGGCCGGUAACUACCAGCAGACCAGCAACCACAUCUUCUGUCGCUCCCCUGCCAACAUCCCCAGUUCAAGGAGGAACCCGCCCACCACGUGGUCCACGAACCUGCUCUAACACCCCUUGGUACCUCUGGUUCUGGUCUGGUCUUUGGGACUGUUUCUUCGAGGCCCGUCGUCAACACCAGAACCAGCAUCAGAAGCGCUUCGAUUUGAGCGACAUUGCUGAUGUCGCUGGUGAUGUUGUCAACACCGUCGCCACUGUUGUUGAAAAUGCCAUUGACAGCAUUCCUGAUAUCAAGGACCUCAUUGACCACGCCUCUUCCCUCAUCAGCGGUGAUCAAUACACUGAAUACGUCGCUCAGAUCACUGCCGAAAACAACGCUUUGGACGGAACCUUCACUGUCUACGUCUUCAUUGGUGACUAUGACAAGGAUCCAAAGACAUGGCCGCUCUCCAAGAACCUCGUCGGUCAGCACUCCGCUUUCACAAACAUUGGCGGUGGACAUCACUUCACCGGCGCCGGAACUGUUCCUUUGACUUCUGCCAUUAUUAACCUUGUUGCUAAUGAGAAGGUUGCAAAUCUUGGCCGUGCUGCUGUUGUUCCUUACCUCAGAGAUAACCUUCACUGGGAAAUCGCCACUGCUAGUGGUGAAGCCAUCCCAAGCAAAGACGUUAAGAACCUCAAGGUUGGCAUUUUCUCUUCCGAUGUUAGGUUGCCAUGCGUCGAUUCCUCCCUUCCAUUGUGGGGAAACACAAAGCCCGAGUACGAAAUCACACAGGGUAGGCCCGGUGGUCUCUGCAACGGCGAGAGCAUCGUCUAA